Messenger RNA from Arachis stenosperma, 1038 nucleotides. RefSeq lists its product as uncharacterized. The record is from RefSeq and is a predicted model, not a curated record. NCBI's taxonomy places the organism in Eukaryota, Viridiplantae, Streptophyta, Magnoliopsida, Fabales, Fabaceae. The coding region runs from base 1 to 1038 and encodes 345 amino acids. The transcript has a single exon.
AUGUUUUUUAACGGACCUAAUAACGAUCCUGUGCUUUGCAGAGCUUUCCCUACUUAUCUAGACGGGGCUGCCCUACUUUGGUUUUCGAAAUUGUCUGCAGGAUCAAUCGCUUCCUUCGAAGAUCUGGCUAGGUCUUUCAUCGAUUACUUUGCAGCAACUCGGAUCUAUGUACAUGGAUCAGACUAUCUCAGCACCAUCAGCCAAGGCCCACAGGAAAGCUUAAAAGAUUAUAUGACCAGGUUCACAGAUGCCACCAUGGAAAUACCUGACCUAAACCCUGCCGUCCACCUACAUGCCCUCAAAGCCGGACUCAGGCCCAGAAAAUUCAGAGAAAUAAUCGCGGUUACCAAGCCAAAAAUACUGGACGAAUUCCGGGAAAGGGCAGCAGGACAAAUGGAGAUCGAAGAACUCCGAGAGGCCGACAAAACCGAAAGGAGACCAAGAAAAGAGGACGACAGACCCUCCAGAUCAGCGAACACUAGAGACAUCGGCAAACCAUUCAAGCUCACCCCAAAAUUUGAUAACUACACCAGAAUCAAUACGAAGAGAGAAAAGAUAAUCAAAGAAAUACUCAAUGCCAAGAUUAUAAAGCCACCAACCAGAGCGGGAAGCUACCAAGAUCAGCGAUUCGUCGACAAAAGCAAGCACUGUGCCUUCCACCAGAAAUAUGGUCAUACAACCGACGAGUGCGUGAUAGCCAAAGAUCUCUUGGAAAGAUUAGCACGGCAGGGCCUCUUGGACAAGUACAUCGAGGGGCGAAAACACAGGGAAAGCAACAAAGAAGAACGUCAUCAAACCUCGGCCAGCAAAGAUACCAACAAAUGGCUGAACAACAACCCACCUAAGGGGGUUAUAAACUGCAUAUCUGGAGGAUUCGCAGGAGGCGGCAAAACAAAUUCAGCACGGAAACGGAGUUACCGUGCAAUGCUAGCAAUCGAAGGAACAACACCGCCAAACAACAAAGAUAUGCAGGACCUAGAAAUCACUUUUAACCAAGCUGAUAUAUGCUCGGCGCCCCUCACACAGACGACCCGGUAG